UUCCUUUAUCAUUUCGUCGACCAUACGCGCACGCUCGCAGCCUCGUCGAGUGGAGAACAUAUUCAGUACAUAUUCUUGGUCCUUCUUCGCCCUACCCUCAAUGAUUCUCUAGCAUGGCGCCACCAGUACCCCGCGGAGGCGGACGAAAACGAAGGCUACCCAGCAUUCGAAAUCCUAGUCGCUCUCCGAGCGUCGCUGCCUCACCAGCACCUCAAUUGCCUACGCAGCCGGAGUCGCGGCCACUAAAGACCGGUGCUCCAUUACUCAGUGAUCGCUACUCCUGUCCACAGUGUCCCCCCGAUGAGCAGGACAUCCAACUUUCCGACGAUGGAGGCUACGUCGUGUGCGUGAACUGCGGUACUGAAAUCUCCAACAAUCCUCAGCUGCAGAACGAAGUUGCCUUUGGCGAAAACGCACAAGGUGCCGCUAUCGUGCAGGGAACCACGAUUCAAGAGGGCCAACGACGUCCGCACGUCCAAGGUCUAGGCUAUCGGGGCGCUCAAGGUCCAGAUGCUGAGGAGAGACUUCGCGUGGCCACUCUGACGGGCCAGGAAGAGAUCAGGCGUCUCAACUUCCAUCUUAAUUUGUCACCCGCUACUGUCGACCGAGCCGUGAACUUGUACAAUCUCGCCAAGAUCCACGCCUUCCAACGUCCCGUUUCAGAAAAUGCCGCCAUUUCUAUUUACACGGCCUGCCGUGAGGUUCCUGGCAACACCGUGUUGCUCAUUGAUCUCGCAGAGAUCAUUUCCGUAAACGUAUACGACUUAGGAGCAGCGUACAAGAAGUUUCUUGACCGCAUCGACCUCACGGACAAGUACAUGGGCUCAGACAAAUUCCAGAGAAUGGUUGAGCCCGAGCCGCUUAUCAAGCGUUUCGCUUCGCGUCUGGAAUUCGGAAAGGACACGAACAAAGUUGCCGCGGACGCAGCUUCCAUAUUAGCCCGCAUGAACCGCGACUGGAUGGUCACGGGACGUCAGCCGAUGGGCCUCGUUGGCGCCUGCCUCAUCAUUGCCGCGCGCAUGAAUAACUAUCGUCGCACCUUGCGUGAGGUUGUCUAUGUCGUUCGCGCCGGCGAAAUGACCAUCUUGAAGCGCCUCAAUGAGUUCUCAAAUACCCCAGCAGCGCGAUUGACCGUUGACCAGUUUCGUCAGCUGAGAGACAACGAGGCUCUAAACGCCACCCUGAAAGAGGCACUACCGCCAUCCUUGUCCAAGCCGCCGCGCAAAAAACGAAAGAUUCUGCGUGGACGUGAUACAGAUUCUCUUGAGCCGUCCUCGCGAACGUCUUCUGUGGCACCUUCCGAUAUUUCCGACGCCACAAACGGCGCCUCGGAAGCCGCACCUCGCCGCGACAAAGAUGGCUUCGUGAUCCCUAGUCUUCCGCCACGUGCACAACCUCACUCUGAGAAUAGUGCCUCAUCUCCGCCAACAAGCAGCAUCGACGGUCAUGAAGAGAAUGAUGAAGACGAGGAACUUCGACGCAAACCCGGCCGUCCCAAGAAGAUCCCACUCCCAGAAUUCAGCGUCACUGAGGAAGAUCUACGUGCGGAAGAAGCCAUUGAAAAGGACAUAGCCGCAAACGUUAAGGCAAUUGAGAAUGACGAAGCUAUUCAAGAGGAGCGAGGGCCCGGCUGGUUCCGUGCCAAAGCUUUGGCUGACGCUAUACGCGAACAGGAGCGAAAAGCGUCAAAAUGGAAACUCUCCGAACUCGAGAUGUUGAAUGAGACCAUCGAAGAAGAUGAGUUCGAGGACGAUCCUGAAGUGAAGUUUUGUAAACUUACCGAGCGGGAGGUCCAAGUGAAGGAGCAAAUUUGGGUUACUCACAAUCACGAUUGGCUUCGCGCACAGCAGGAGAGACUUCUCCAAGAACAGCUUAACGCCGCCAAAGGCAAAAAGAAGCGACAAGGUCCAAGGCGGAAGAUGGCGCGUCGCGGCGAUGGCAGUGUGCUUGGCGAUUCACCCGUCAGUAGUGCUGCGGAUGCAAGCUCGAAGAUGAUGGCGGCGCGUGCCAAGCGACACAAGUACUCCCGCCACGUCGAUUAUGCCAAACUGCAAGAGAUUUAUGGCGAGGACGACCAGUACAGUCGAGCCGGUUCGCCCUCCGAGCAGAGCGAUUCUAGAGCAGGUUCCCGCUCAGCCGCUGGAACCCCAGCACCAGCAGACCAUACAGCACGUGGUACAUCGUUCUCUCCUGAUGUCUCGAACGAUGAAAGGAGUCCUUCAGCGCCACCGUCGGCGGUCACACGACCUCAAGAUGAAGUUACUGAGAAUGAGGAUGAGGAGUAUGAAGAUGAGGACGAGGAGGGCCUCGUCGAUACUGUGCCUGAAUUCGGCGACGAUGACGAAAUCGAAGAAGACUAUGAAGAGGAGGAGGAGGAUGUACUGGACAUAGCCCAACAAUACGGCGUUGAUAUGGGUGACCGUUAGCUCGGUCAAAGUGGACAUUUAUAUACUGCAGCUAUUCCUAAAGCUUUCGAUUGGAUGGACGUCGAGAAACACGGGAUUGACUUUAUGCAUAGCGACUGGGACAUUGGUUUGCAUUGGAUGGCGAGAGAAGCGACUUUAUGGAUAACACUCGCGCUUCCUUCUGGAUGCAGCGUGGAUCUCCUUAUCCACAUCACUAAGUAUAUUGCGUGGCAAAGAAUAAUAUGCAUGUGACCACCAGAACAUUCAAUUAU
Molecule: messenger RNA, 2677 nt
Organism: Verruconis gallopava
Lineage: Eukaryota; Fungi; Ascomycota; Dothideomycetes; Venturiales; Sympoventuriaceae
Exons: 1
Coding region: 114-2426 (770 amino acids)
Biological process (GO): transcription preinitiation complex assembly; DNA-templated transcription initiation; transcription by RNA polymerase III
Cellular component (GO): nucleus; transcription preinitiation complex; transcription factor TFIIIB complex
Molecular function (GO): RNA polymerase III general transcription initiation factor activity; RNA polymerase III type 3 promoter sequence-specific DNA binding; TBP-class protein binding
Source: RefSeq, a predicted model, not a curated record